AUGAAAUUCAUUCGAGAAGGAGAUGAUUUUAGUAAACUCUAUCCUUACUCUUCUUACGCAACUGAAUAUCUAAACCUAGAAUACAAAUAUUUUUUUAAUUAUAGUCAUCAAGUGCAAAUAGUCAUUAACCAGACAUUAGACUAUUCCAAUGUCACUGUUCAAGAUGGCAUAGAAGAUCUCCUGCAAAGUUUCGAGUCUGCUUCAUUUAUAUCGGAUUCGUCGACCACAGAAAGUUGGCUGAGAGAAUUUCUGGCAUUUACUAAAUCUCCAGUCGCGAAGUUUUCGCUUUCUGGUUACAAUCUGAAUGAUUCCGAAGACUUUCUGAAGGCAUUUAAAAAUAUUUUCUUAAAAGUUAAAAUGGCAAAUAGGUUUAUAAAUGAUGUUGUCUUUAACGAAGAAGGUGAUAAAAUCAUUGCAUCCAGAUAUCUCGUUUCGAGUUAUGACGAAAAAACUCGAAUCGAUGAAAAGUUUUUCUUUGAAAAUGUAAGAAAAAUUGCCUCCAACAGCAAAUUUGAAAUUAUUGCAUACAAUUUUAGAUUUAUCUAUUAUGAAUUGUAUAUUAAUAUUCUUUCAAACUGUAUAAAAGCUGUCUGUUCUGCGGCCGCGGUAGUAAUUGUAGUGUUUCUUUUAUUUACUCCGAACGUAUUGUUUCUUUUGUCUGUUGCCGUCACUAUUGCUUCUAUUCAGAUUGGAUUGAUUGGAUACAUAUCUUUAUGGAACUCAACUGUGAAUACUACCACUUUAUUAACGUUAGUGAUGAGUACGGGAUUUUGUGUAGAUUAUACGGUUCAUAUGGCUUUCGCAUUUGUCAGUUGCAGAAAGAAAACCCCGAACGAGAAAAUCAAGAAUUGUUUAUAUGCUGCUGGGUAUCCAGUAACACAAGCUUGUUUAUCUACUUUAUUGAGUGUUUCAGUGUUAUCAUUUGGUCCAUCAGAAUCGUUCGUUGUAGUUUUUAAAAUUAUAACAUUAAUGGUUAUAUUCGCUUCGUUUCAUAGUCUUGUUAUAUUGCCAGUAAUACUGAGUGUUUUGGAUCUUAUCCCUUCUUGUUUAAAAAGUUCUACACAAAAAAUUGAAUACACAGAAAAUGAACAAAAUAAAAUUGAAGGUUUGAAUCCUAACAAUAUUGAAUAAUGCUGAUUAUUUACAUCUAUGUUAAAAAAAUAUGAAAAAUGUCAAUUUCUAGUUUUAAGAAUAUUUGAUACUUCUGUAUGUCGUAUGUACUGAAUUGCGUCAGAUUGAAAGACACCAGAGUACUGUUAUUUGAGUACAUAUUUUUCAUUGAAUGUGAACAGAAUAAAUCAGAAUAUCUUUCACUUACGUGUGUAAACAAAAUUUAUGUUAAAUUUGCCGACAUUUUUAAUUUGUAUGUUGUGCAGUUUUACGUUUACGUUAUUCUUAGAUAUAAUUUUAGUUUUUUAAAUUUCCUUAAGGUUUUUUAAAUAUUUCGUUAACGAGUUACGAAUAAUUAUAGUGCUAAAUUACAAUUUUGCUCUAUAGGCUAUAUAAAUUCAAUGAUAUAUAAUUCAUAACAUUUAUUUCAGUUGUUAAAACAGCUUUAAAUUUAUGUGAAAACAAACAUAUGGUUAAGUUCGAAACAUUUUUAUUUUCUAUCUACAUAUUUUUUGAAACUAAUUAGUGAAAAGUUCAGGCCGAGACAACUCAUAAAAUACUUGCCGUAUAUUUCGAAUGUUGUGUUUGCUUCCCCAUUUUAUCGCAUUUUUUAUACUAUUAUUUACUUUGAUCCAAAACCAUUUUCUUUCUCGUCUUGACAUUAAAAAGUUUCUAAUAUUUAAAUGAAGGAAAAUACAAUCUGAUAGUGAUAAAUUUGAAAAACAAAUUGGGGAAUUUAUAAGGUUAACAUUUUUGAUAAUAAGCAAUGUUAAGAUUAGAAAACAAUUCAAAAAAAUUGUUUUCUAAACUAAAUUUGUAUAAUAGUUGUUAAUCUAAUUCAUGAAUACAUUCGUAAGCGUAAAAUAAACGAAACUGAUGUAUAAUUGACUUAUCAAUGUCAGUUUGUUCUGCAAUGAAAUAAAAUAAAAAUAUAUAUACUGAUGGAGCUCUAAUAUUAUGUAUUACUUAUCCGGUAUCGAUAGAGUUAUGUACUCGUUGACUACGAUUAGAAUAUGCAAAAAAAUUACAUCAUGUAUUACUACAUAUUUGCUAUAGGUAUUAUAUACAACUUAUUAUGUAUAUAAAUUUUAAACAUAAAGAAGUAUAUGUAUUUCUUGUAAU
Molecule: messenger RNA, 2232 nt
Organism: Centruroides sculpturatus (bark scorpion)
Lineage: Eukaryota; Metazoa; Arthropoda; Arachnida; Scorpiones; Buthidae
Product: patched domain-containing protein 3-like
Exons: 1
Coding region: 1-1131 (376 amino acids)
Cellular component (GO): membrane
Source: RefSeq, a predicted model, not a curated record